UCGUGUUCCAAAUAGAUUGACUUCCACCGAUCUUCUGGAAAAAAUUAUCUUCAAUUUUAAUUUAGAAAGUAUACGUAAUCAGAUAAUACUAGCUGUGAAUGAAGAAUUUGUGUCUUUUGAUACUAUUCUUAAUCUAUCAGAGAAAGACAAAAUUGCAGUAAUUCCACCACUCAGCGGAGGCUAAUCUUUACGAUAUGGAGUCGCCAAAAAAUUUUAUCAAGUUACAACAGGAAGAAUUGGAUAUUGCUGAUAUCAUAAAUCUAGUAGUAUUUCCUAAUUGUGGAGCAGUAUCUAAUUUUAUUGGGAUUACUCGAGAUAAUUUUGAAAAUAAAAAGGUAGUUAAAUUAGAAUAUGAAGCCUAUGAGGGAAUGGCCAUAAAAGAGAUGAAUAAUAUCUGCACUAAAAUUCGUUUGCAAUGGAAUGUAGAAGGCAUUGCUAUAUAUCAUCGUAUUGGGGAAGUACCAAUAUCCAAAGCAAGUGUUGUAAUUGCUAUCUCCUCUCCUCACAGGGAGGAAUCACUAAAAGCUGUCGAAUAUGCUAUUAACACAUUAAAAGCAAUUGUGCCUAUUUGGAAAAAAGAAGUAUAUGAAACUGGAGAACCAGAAUGGAAACAAAAUAAGGAGUGUACAUGGAAAAAUAUAAGUAAUAACGUGUCAGAAGUGGAAGAAAUCAUUGAGUCUACAGCCUUGAGGAAGAAUAAUGUUCAAGUAACUGCAAAUGUAAAUGAAGAUAUACCAGAUAAGGUUAUUAUCGACCCUAACCAUGUACAAAUCCAAGCAAGCCCUGAAGAAUUGAAUCGUAGGAUAGAAUCAUUCAUUGAAAGAAAACGUCAGCAAGUAAAUAUUGUAAAUGUGCGGGAAUUUUGUUGCCACAGUGAACAGAAUGAAGAUAAUAAAAAUUCUUGUGCAAGAGUAGAUGCCAUUCUUAUGCAUCGCAAUGAUUCUAAAAGUCACAUGAAAGUUCACAGGGUAUUUAAUAUAUGGGGACCACAAAUGGUUGAUCAAUCAGCUUUACGCAAGUUAUCAAGUAGUACAAGUCCCAAUAGUGCAAAUCCUUUUCCUGUAUUGGACGAGAGAAUUUCUAUCUCAGAACGUAUAUUAGGGAUUAACAAACCAGUACCCAAAGAUAUUUACAAAAGAUUGAAAAUUAUAGAAGAUAAAAUAUUAUAUUUAGAAGGAAUAUCGCCAGAAUAUAAGGAAUUUUGGAUCACAAAAGACAUCGAUAUCUUGAAAGGCAAUUUGAAAUCCGUUCAAAAAAGAACAUAUUCUAUGGCAGAAAUUGACUCAAAGUUGUAUGAAUUAGAAGAAAAAUACAGCAAAAGGAUAAAAUAGCGAUACACAAAUGAUGAUGCACAAAUGCGUUAAUAAUUAUAUCAUGUAAUUCACUGAUAAUUUCAAUAAUUGUAAGUAAUAAGCGAUCCAAAUAUAUUCUGUUAUUUAUUGUGA
Messenger RNA from Harpegnathos saltator (Jerdon's jumping ant), 1445 nucleotides. It is a transcript of the gene Mocs2B, whose product is annotated as Molybdenum cofactor synthesis 2B. Gene Ontology annotation, molecular function: molybdopterin synthase activity. NCBI's taxonomy places the organism in Eukaryota, Metazoa, Arthropoda, Insecta, Hymenoptera, Formicidae. Gene Ontology annotation, biological process: Mo-molybdopterin cofactor biosynthetic process. Bases 195 to 1331 code for a protein of 378 amino acids. The transcript is spliced from 8 exons. Gene Ontology annotation, cellular component: cytosol; molybdopterin synthase complex. The record is from RefSeq and is a predicted model, not a curated record.